This is a messenger RNA of Solea senegalensis (Senegalese sole), 3106 nucleotides long. It is a transcript of the gene wfikkn2b, whose product is annotated as WAP, follistatin/kazal, immunoglobulin, kunitz and netrin domain containing 2b. Lineage: Eukaryota; Metazoa; Chordata; Actinopteri; Pleuronectiformes; Soleidae. The transcript has 2 exons. Gene Ontology annotation, molecular function: serine-type endopeptidase inhibitor activity; protein binding. The coding region runs from base 241 to 1968 and encodes 575 amino acids. The record is from RefSeq and is a predicted model, not a curated record. Gene Ontology annotation, cellular component: extracellular region.
CUUCACUGAUGGACGCGCGUAAAUAACGCAGAAUCAGGAAACACCAAAACAAAGCGGAUUCACUUUCAUCAGCUCCCGCGCGUGUCAUGCGCUUCUUCUACUUCUUUUCUUCUCCCCGAAACUUUUCUCCAAACCUCUACACGUGUGCGUGUCUGUGUGUGUGUUGUGUGUUGUGUGUGUGUGUGUGUGUUUUCAUCCUCUUCUUCUGCACUUGUUGAGCCGCGUGUUCCCGCUCUGGAGAUGUGGUGGAUGCUGUUUCCGCGCUGGAUCUGGUUCUGGUUCCUGACGUGCGCGUCCGUGUGGAUGGAGCUGCCGCUCGCGGUUCUUCCCCAGAUCACCUACUCACACGCGGGCAUCUGCCCCAACGACAUGAACCCCAACCUGUGGGUGGACGCCAUGAGCACGUGCACGCGCGAGUGUGAAAGCGACCAGGAGUGCGAAUCCUUUGAGAAAUGUUGCCAGAACGUGUGUGGCAAUCAUAGCUGCGUGGCGGCCCGUUACAUGGACAGGAAGAAAGGCCCUGUGGGAAUGCCCAAAGAAGCCACCUGUGCCAGUUUCAUGUGCACCCAGCAGGGGUCCGAGUGCGACAUCUGGGACGGUCAGCCGGUGUGUAAGUGUCGGGACCGCUGCGAGCGCGAGCCACACUUCACCUGCGCCUCCGACGGAAUGACGUACUACAACAAGUGCUACAUGGACGCGGAGGCGUGCUCCAAGGGCAUCACGUUGUCUGUGGUCACCUGCCGCUUCCACCUCACCUGGCCCAACACCAGUCCCUCCGUACCCCAGGUGACCACUCUCCGUCCGACCACUGCUCCACUGCAGGCGACGAUCCCUCCCCCUCAGUCACCCUUCCAGGUCAGCAGUCCUGUUCAUCAGAUCGUCAAUGUAGGUGACACGGCCAGUUUCCUGUGUGACGUGACAGGACGUCCACGGCCUGAGAUAACCUGGGAGAAGAAGCUGCCGGAGGGCGUGGAGAGGGUUUUCAUGAGGCCCAAUCAUGUGCGAGGGAACCUGGUGGUCACCAACAUCGGUCAGCUAGUCAUCUACAACGCCCAGGCACAUCACUCAGGUGUGUACACCUGCAUGGCACAGAACCCGUCAGGCUCAGUGACGGUGGAUCAUCCCCUCACUGUCCUGCCCACUGAGCCACCAAAACCCCCAGAGCCAAAGAAUGUCACCCGCUGCCUGCCUGAGGAGUGCGGGAAACCCCCCGACAACCCAGAAGAUUGCGGGGGCGAGCUGGACAACCUGAGUUGGUACUUUGAACCCAAGACCAACAACUGUGUCUCCUUCACCCACUGUCACAACAACAGCCAGCAUCCAAAGAAGGUCUUUGAGACGUUUGAGGAGUGCAUGCAGUGCUGCGGUCCAGAGCUCUCGGGCCCCUGUGGCCUCCCGAGCCUGCAGGGCCCCUGUAAAGCCUAUGAGCCCCGCUGGGCUUACAGCAGCGCCCUGCGCCAGUGUCAGUCCUUCAUCUAUGGAGGGUGUGAGGGCAACACCAACAACUUUGAAUCCAAGGAAGCCUGCGAGGAAAUGUGCCCCUACCCCAAAAACCACCACUGCAAGUCCUGUAAGCCGAAAGGCAAGAUGGUGACGAGCUUCUGCCGCAGCGACUUCGUCAUCCUGGGUCACAUGACGGAACUCACGGAGGAGAGGGACUCAGGCCACGCCCUUGUGACCGUGGAGGAGAUCCUGAAGGACGAGGAGAUGGGGCUCCGCUUCUUUGGCAAGGAACCUCUGCAGGUCACCUUCCUCAACAUGGACUGGAACUGCCCGUGCCCCAACAUCACAGGCGCCGCCGCAGAGGGACAGGUCAUCGUAAUGGGCAACGUCAACGACGGCAUGGCGGUCCUACACCCAGAGAGCUAUGUGGGCGCGGCGAGUGCCCGACGCGUUCGGAAGCUGAAAGAGGUCAUCUCCAAGAACACGUGUGACAUUCUCAAAGCCAUCACCAACAGCCCUCAGUAGAGUCCCGGUCUUCCCGGAGUUUUAGAAACACGACUCGACCGCAGCUCUGGACAUUCACCGCAGGAGUGUUUCCUGCUACAUUUAAAGGGAUAGUGCAGGGUUUUUUAAAAGAAAAGUGUGGGUGUACGAAACACUGAUUGUGCUGCGCUAGCUUAGAAACGUGAUUGACAGCCAGAAACACAAGGAAAAACUGAUAUUAGAAACUGAACUAAAGACUCGCUGAAUAGAAUCUUAUAUGUUUUCUACUUCUAUCUCAGCGUUAGUCAGCGUUUUCUGGCCGAAAAGUGAAGUUUGUAAACCACUUUCUCUCCUUCACCAAAGUCCAUGGAAAAAAUAGGUGUUUUUAAGCUCCCAGGUAGACAGCAGCUGCUGGUCCACUGCUGCCUUGUUUGGUAAGUUUUUGCCACGUAAUUAAAUCUGAAAGAUGGAUUUCAAAUACAGAAGUCAUACAAUAACAUAUUUGAAUUUACUGAUGGAGGCAGCAGUGGAUCAAGAACUCCCAUUUGCUUUGUGUAAAAUUGCCGAUUUUCUCUAUGGAGUUUGGUGUGGGGCGUCAGCGGGUUUAGAAAACGUCACAAAAUUCAGUUUCCUGAUGUAAAAGAUGAAGUGGUGAACCCCGCUGGCAGCCAUGUUUUCAGUUUCAGGCUGGUUCAUCCCUUUUUAACGGCUUUCUUUGUGAUCAGGAAACCCCGUCCCUCUGCUCUGUCUCUCGGUCGCGGCGCGGCUAUCGGGGCGUUGCUGAUUGAAAAACCAUGCACGCGAGCACAGGAGACAUCCAUCACCAUCCUCUUGUUACCUCAAUCCCCAGCGGACUGUGGUGUCCCUCGCGUGUCCUGCUGCAGAGAUGGAGGUUGCAGACUCAUCGCGGUGAAGCACAAAACAGACGCACAGUUUCAUUUUCUUAAAAACCCACAAAUGAUUCACAAAUUCUUGCCUUUUUAACGUCACAUGUUUAUUUCCCAGCAGCACCUGUGCACAUAUGAGUUGUAAUAUAUUUUAUAUUUACCACCAUUCAUUCAUUUAUUAUUAUUAUUCUUUUUUUUUUAUCACUUUAUUUUUUGGCUAUUUAUUAUCGUGUGAGCUUUCCUUGUCUUUUGUUUUUGCACCUUCACUCUCUCUGUGCAGAGGAAAAUAAAGA